Molecule: messenger RNA, 969 nt
Organism: Neoarius graeffei (lesser salmon catfish)
Lineage: Eukaryota; Metazoa; Chordata; Actinopteri; Siluriformes; Ariidae
Product: retinal cone rhodopsin-sensitive cGMP 3',5'-cyclic phosphodiesterase subunit gamma-like
Exons: 3
Coding region: 157-450 (97 amino acids)
Biological process (GO): visual perception; positive regulation of epidermal growth factor receptor signaling pathway; positive regulation of G protein-coupled receptor signaling pathway
Cellular component (GO): photoreceptor outer segment membrane
Molecular function (GO): cGMP binding; 3',5'-cyclic-nucleotide phosphodiesterase activity
Source: RefSeq, a predicted model, not a curated record
GUUAAAUGAUUGCACUGUCCAGUUCAUCAGGAGCAGUAACUGACCUGAUAAAGUGGCGUGGAGAAAAUUAAUGCGAGAUUAAAACGUCCAAAAGGCAAGGGGAAAGAUGAACCACAAACUAGACAAAUGAAAACGGCACUGAAUAGAUGAUGAUGGAUGAGGAACAGCUGGAAAACACACAACAGAUUGCUUCACGUCUCAGAAGGAGCGCGUGUUCCAGAAAUGAAUGCAAUGGAUGCCCCAACACCCACAGACAAGAAGGGACCCCCCAGGUUCAAGCAGAGGACAAUACGGACUUUCAAGAGCAAAGCACCAAGGCCAGGACAGAAGGGUUUCGGAGAUGACAUCCCUGGAAUGGAGGGUCUCGGCACAGAUUUCACGGUGAUUUGUCCGUGGGAAGCUUACGGCGACAUGGAACUAAGUGAUCUGGCGAAAUAUGGAAUUUUGUAGUUUUCGGUUUUGUAGGACCCGUCUCCUUUAGCAUGUUCUCAUUGUGAAGUACUUCACAUGGUGUCGUAUUUCAAUUCAGUCACCUGGAAAGUAAAAAUACAUAAAAAAAAAAAAAAAGUGACAUCCUCCUGCCCACACACACACACUUACCACCAGUGAAUAGAUCUCGAAGCAUCACUUCAUUCCUUCGAGGCUAUUUGAGGAAUUCAUACAUCCAAAAAGAUGGCAGACUUCAAUGGAUUUCCGGACCAUACGCUGAAGGAAGCAAGGAGGCAUCAUUUUGAGCUCAGCACCCGAUACCGUACAGCCUAAAUUUGCAUUCCGGAACAUGAUUGGUUCUUCUAUUUUAUUUUAUGACGCAAUUACACUGUUACUCAUAAUAGGCUACUGUUUUUUGUCCCCCAAUGAGUUAAAAUUCAGUUCUGAACUUCUUGAAUGUCAGGGCUUAAUUGCAUUGAUUUAUUUUUCCAUGACAAAAACUAAUCAGCAAUUCAUCCUUCUGCUCAGUAUGUGCUGAAA